CUCUUCCUGGGCGGGGUCCGGGCUCCGCUCCGCGCCGGUCCCGCCCUACGCACGGCGGCCCAGCCGGCUCCACAUGAGGUGGCUCCUGGGGAAGCGGCUCCUGGGGAAGCGAGCGAUCUUCACGCCGCGGGCGGGCCGGAGGCCUCGCCGGCAGGGGCCGCCACUCGGUCCGAAAACUCUUCUGGGAGCGAUCGAGUGUACCACUAGAGCGCCCGCCCGCGGGGCCUCUCCGGCCGGUGGCGCGCGCCCCUCUCGGUGGGCGGGCCCGCGGCCCCGGGUACGCGCGGUAAGGCUGGGCAGGCGCCGCCAUGAUGAACAGCGGCGGCAUCGGCGUCCCGUUGGGCUUCCCCCUGGGCCCCACGUCCGUCAUCCAGGUCACCAACCUCUCUUCGGCCGUGACCAGCGAGCAGAUGCGGACGCUCUUCGGCUUCCUGGGAGAUAUCGAGGAGCUGCGUCUCUAUCCCCCGGACAACGCACCUCUUGCUUUUUCCUCCAAAGUAUGUUAUAUUAAGUUUCGUGAAGCAUCGAGUGUUGGUGUGGCCCAGCAUCUAACUAACACGGUUUUUAUUGACAGAGCUUUGAUAGUUGUGCCCUGCGCAGAAGGUAAAAUCCCAGAUGAAGCCAAAGCCCUGUCUCUAUUGGCGCCUGCUCCUACUAUGACAAGUCUGAUGCCUGGUGCAGGGUUGCUUCCUAUACCUACACCAACUCCCUUGACUACACUUGGUGUUUCACUUGGUACUUUAGGGGCUAUACCAGCAGCAGCAUUGGAUCCUAACAUUACGGCACUGGGAGAAAUACCACAACCACCAAUUAUGGGAAAUGUGGAUCCGUCCAAAAUUGAUGAAAUCAGGAGAACAGUCUAUGUUGGAAAUUUGAAUUCCCAGACUACAACAGCAGAUCAGCUGCUUGAAUUCUUUAAGCAAGUUGGAGAAGUCAAAUUUGUGCGAAUGGCAGGUGAUGAGACACAACCAACACGGUUUGCUUUUGUGGAAUUUGCAGACCAAAAUUCUGUACCUCGAGCUCUUGCCUUUAAUGGAGUUAUGUUUGGAGACCGGCCACUGAAGAUAAAUCACUCCAAUAAUGCAAUAGUGAAGCCUCCUGAAAUGACACCACAAGCUGCUGCCAAGGAGCUAGAAGAAGUGAUGAAGAGAGUAAGGGAAGCUCAGUCUUUUAUAUCUGCUGCUAUUGAACCAGAGUCUGGAAAGAGCAGUGAAAGAAAAGGCGGUCGAUCUCGUUCCCAUUCUCGUUCAGAAUCCAGGUCUAGCUCAAAAUCCCGAUCUAGAAGGAAAAGAUCACACUCAAAACACAGAAGUAGAUCUGGCAACAGAUCUCUCUCAAGACACAAGGACAGACGCAGAUCCCGAAGUCCUCUGAAAAAACGGUCUAGAUCUACGGAAAGACGGAAAUCAAGAAGUCGCUCUCGUUCUCGCGAGUUCUGUUCCACAACAUGGGACAAGAAAAGAGACAAAGAAAAGAUCAAAGAAAAAGAAAAGACCAAAGAAAAAGAGAAAGACAGAGACCGAGACAAGGAGAAGGAUAGGGAUAGAGACAAAGAUAGGGAAAGAGAGCGAGAUAAAGAGAGAAACAGGGAGAAGGACAAGGAAAGAGAUAAAGAGCGAAGCAAAGAUAGAGAGAGAGCCCGAGACAAAGACAGGGAAAGGGACAAGGAUAAAGAUAGGGACAAGGAAAAGGAAAAAGAUAAAGAUAAGGAAAAAGACAAGGAAGAGGUAGAUCAUAACAAAGAAAAAGAAGAUACUGAGAAAGAAGGAGAGAAGGACAGAGAGAAGAUUAAGGACAAGGAGGGAGAUAAGGACAAAGGAGGGGAUAAAGAAAAGGACAAAGACAAAGAAAAGGAAAAAGAUGGGGAUAAGGAGAAGGAGCGAGAAAAAGAGAGAGAUGAUAAAAAGAAGAAAGAUAAGAGAUCCAGAACACCCCCAAGAAGCUAUAGCUCUUCAAGAAGAUCUCGUAGCUCCAGCAGAGAAAGGCGUAAAAGGAAGAGCAGAAGUCCCUCCAAAUCUCCUAAAACAUCAAAAACAGCAAAAAGAAAGUCUUCACGAACUCCUUCUCCAAGAAGAAACAAGAAAGAAAAAAAAAGAGAAAGAGAUACAAAUAAUGAAAGAAGAGAAAGAGAACGCUCCACUUCCAAGAAAAAAAGUAGUAAAGAAAAAGAGGGAAAGGAGAAAUCUGACAAAAGCACCACUACUUUGAAGGACAAAGAUAAUAAAGAAGAUCAGAAUUCAGAAACUGACAAGGAAGUAGACAAUAGAGAUACACAAAGGACAGAUGAAGUCAAGCUACAACAGAAUGGAAAUUGUCAACCAAAUGAGGAAAAUCUCUCAAUUAAAAUGGAAGAGGUUUAAAGCAAAGAGUGGACUUCUAAUUCAACUAAGGAAUGAUAUCCAAAGCAUUUUAUUUCCCAGAAUGAGGAAGAAAAUGUCAAAGCAAUCAACUUGAACGUGUUGAUAGUACUAGUAGCUCCUUCAGUUCAUGUGAUAGCUUUGUUGUCUUCUUGCUGUAAAGCAAGAGAGCACAGACCAGUAGUUAAUACCAUGAAAAGGCAGAUGCCAUCAGAACUAUUCAUCUCUGAAAAUCCAUGCAUUUCCAUGAUGGCUGUACUUGUAAAAUGAUUUAUGUUAAGUUUUGCUAUAAGCUGUUACAAAUAACUAGAAACUGAAAGAUGUAAACCUGUACUUCCCAAAAAAAAAGCUGAAGAUAUGCAUUGAAGGUUGUUUAAAAUACUGCUUGUUAAUGACUUUUGUAUUGUUUUGCCCUGUAGGUUAAAAAAUCCACAAAAACUUUAAUGUGUGCUGUUUGAUGUGCUUGAAAAUGGUGCAUAAAUAUACCUGCUUCCUUUCCUUGUAAAUGACAACUGUAGGGAAAGGGGGUUUAAGCAUAAACAUGGUUUUACUGUUCUUAUGUUAAAUACUCAGAGAUUAGUAUGUUUUUGAUUUGCUCACUGCUUGAGAUUCUUAGGGUUUAUUAUUUAAAAUAAUUUCUUACUAAUAUCCCUGAAAUUAAUAUUUCUUUAAAGUAUUUGAACAAUGCAUGUGCUUUUUCUGUUCCUAGAAGGAACAUUGCCAUUUUAUAGAUAUUAGGUUAGCUUACAGGGUUACUUUGGGGUUGUUUUGUUUUGUUGUUUUCUUUGUCCGUAGAGAAGUGAGCACAUCUCUAUGAUGAUACCAGAACGUACAGCUUUGUUUUGCAAUGUACUGCAGUGUGUCUGUUCAGCUGAAAAUAGUACAGGUGCCAUUAAGAAAACAAAUUUUUCCUUUUUGUUGAAAAAAUAUGGGAGCACAAGCAGAAGCUUUAGUGCCUUCUUAAAAUGUGGUAUUUUCUAGAAAUGUAUAUGUGCUGUUACACAUUUUUAGCUAAAUCUUAUAUCAUCUCUCUUGCUACUUUGCCACCACCAUACUGUAGACAAAAAUGCAAGUGACUUGCCAGAAUGGUUGUUUGAUUCACUUGUUAAAAUAGUGAAGCUCCAUUUUACUUUUAUUUUUUAUUCUUAGAAGAGAUUUAUAAAUAAGAGAAAAGAUGUAAUUUGGGGACCACCACUGUACAAAAGUAGCUGAAUACAAAGUGUGCUCUGAUCACCUGCAUCAAAGAAAGCUCUUAAGAAAUAUAAUAUACAUUUGGAUGGCCUUAAUUGUUACCUCUCUGUUAUUUUCUCUGAUACCUGUUGGGCAAUGUAAAAGGAAUGGCGUGCAAAGAAAUGGGGGAUAAAUAAUUUGAGGAAGAAGGUUCUAAUUUAUGCAGGGCUUACAUAGUAGAGAUUCUUUUAUCAUUUUUUGUGGAGAAAGCAUGCAAGAAAAUCACAAAACACGUGGUUUUGUCUUGGCAAAAUAUAGCUUUUGUUUUUUGAAGUAAUUUAAUUGGUUAUAUGAGAUUUCUGAUAAGUUAUGCUUUUAAGACAUAAUUAUAGCUAAAAUGGCAUAGAUUAUUUUUACUUCAACUUAAUGCAAUCAAAUUAUUAAUUGCUUUACUUCAUGGGAAGUGUUAUUUUUUUCAGUUAAAAUAAAAAACUAAGUGUAUUGGCUAUUUGCUUUCUACUUGUUUCACUUUUUCUCCACAUAGUUAGUUUUUGCAGUGGAAGGGAAGCAUAUUACGGGAAUGAAAACUUUGCCCAACUCCUAAGGUAAUGAAAUCCAGUUUGAUUGUGAAGCUGCUUAAUCACUCAUUUUCUGUAAGAUUUAAUGUUCUUGCCACUGUGUACAUUUAAGACAACAGAAAAUGCUUUACCAUGUAAAGUAUAGAACAGCCAUUUUUGUGAUGUUUAAGCCACAUGCUGUUGGCUGGUAAACAGCUAAUUCUGAUAAAAGAAUAAAAAAUUGUAUGCUUACAGGAAGACUGUGAAAGAUUGUGUCUUGCAACAACAGCUGUCUUAUUUAUGAUGUGUAAGUAGCAUAGAGCAAAGAGAUUGUUUGUAUACUUGUUAUCUUUGGUACCAUUUCACUAAUAAAGUAAGUAUUUUAGAGGGAUGUUUCUGCUGGUACAUACUUAUUAAAGGAAUAUUUUUAGACCAUCUGGAUUUACUCAUAGAGCUUCUUUCAUUUUAAAUGUGGAUAUUAGUGAAAACAUAUAUGUAUUAGUUAUAUUUUCUUUGAAAAGCUAAAUUUCUCUGUUGGGAUGAAUUAGAAUUCUUUCAGUGUAUCAUGUUUUAGCUGGUAUUAGUUUGGUUUCUUCAGUUUUGUUAUCCUGAAAUAGCAUAGUUCUAUGAUGUGUCAGUUAUAAAAUGUGUAAAGGAUUGUGUAUGCUUAGCUGAGAAACAUGCCUUUGGAAGUCAAUAGUUAUGGAAACAUGCCUUUGGAAAUUAAUAGUUAUGGAUGGCAGCCUUAACUUACUAAGUAGCUUACCACCUGUGUGAGGCUAUAUGCAGCACAUUGUUAUUUGUGUAUUAAUUAUGGUUUCCUUACAAAAAGUAUCUUGGGGAUUUUAAUGUUUUUGUUCAGCUGGUUUUGUUGGUUGGUUUUUUGUUGAGGAAAAAAAACAACCAAAGCAACCAGCCACCAAACACGCAUUUCUUCCCCUCCUCAAGUCAUACUUUCUUGCAAAUACUUUGCAAGAUACUUUUUAUUUUCUGGUUUUGUUUUGUAAAUACUCUGCAGAUCUGUGAGGUAGUUCAUCUGUCCAUAAUCUGUCCAUCUUACCAGGUGUUCCUAAAAUGCCACCCCGGAGAACUAUUAGUCUAUAAAAUGCUUAUCUCUGUGGAGGGUAGCUCACUUACAAACUGAUAGCAUAGCACAUUAAUAAAGUUCCAGCCUGCUCCUACAGGACUGAGUGCAUCAUCCACUGAUUGUGUCUGUCUUCCGUGGGAAGUCCAUUGCAUUUAUCAUUUUAACAAGCUUAUGUGCUGAGCUGCUGUGUCAGAUCAUCUGGUUUUGCACUUUGUAAAUGGGAUUAACUUGGGUAGAGGUUUUGAGAAGUGUGGUUCAUGGUAGCUGUAUUGUUUUACAUGUAGUUUAAUCUGAAUCAGCACUUACUUGAAAAUGUGAAUUGCUCAGAAGAGUAAGUAAUUAUAUACUGCCAUUUUGCUAAGAUCACAUAAAGCACAUAAUCAUAAAUAUGCAUUAGUGCCCAUAGCUAUUUCCCAAGAGGGUUCUGGAUUGCAUUCUGAAAAAAGAAGGUAGCAGAAGAGAAUUUGGUGGAUCAAACAGGAUGUCAAGCUCAAAAUAGAGGUGGCUGUGGUUUAGAUGAUUUCAUCAAAGUCAAUGGAUUUGCAGAGUUAUGAGGCAUAGAAUUUUGUUUGCAAACUCCAAUAGUAGUAUGAUAUGUAAAGGAUUCUUAGUUUUCAUAUGUAGAUAUUGGGGAUAAGGGGUUAUAAAAGCACUUGGUUAGAAACUAGAAGUAUCUGAAGAAUACUUGGGAAAUGGGUGAGAUGUGGGUUUUGACUAUUAGGUAAUCACCUGCUAAUUUUUUUAUGGGAGUUUCAGAUAGAUACAUCUGAACUAGCCUUAUGUUAGCUGGCUGACAGCAGCCUAUGCACACCUUGGAUUCUGAAAUGAGCUGUGGACACUUCAGUGCCAUUUAUGCUCCUAGAACGAAGUUAAAUUCAUAGUCUGUAGCAUGCUUUGCAUUGCGUGCUAGUGUUCACUGGCCCAGUUACAUUUUAAGGAAAUAACCUGAAAUUAUGUUGAAACUCUUCAGAUGCGUUACAUUCAUACAAAAAGAGCUUCUCUCUUUUGCCCUUAGCUUGUAGUGCUAUCUUGUAAUAGUUACUAGUUUAGGGAAGUAAGUAAUUUUUUUGUUGUUGUUCUGAGGAAAAGAUAAUAAAAAGUCCUGCUAUGUGUGUUAUAAAUUAUUGUAUAUGUGUUGCCAGUUCUUAUUUCGUUAUUUUUCAUUGAUGAGUGUGACCCUUGCAAACAGUAAUGCUAUAAUGGUAUGCAUAUUGCCUACUUCUAGGUCUGAAGCAUCUCUGCAUCGCUUUUUUAGUGAAAGAAGGUCAGAGCUCAUGUAUUGUUAGCAAGAUAAAAAAAUCCAGACAAAAUAAUCUUGGAUUUUGUAAAUGUCAGUGUGAUAAUAGCAUUGUAGUGGUAAAAUAGUCUUAAAGAUGUGAAUUCUGAAUCAUUAUCUGGGACAUAUGCGGCUUGGUAAUUUCCAUUUUAUAGCAAUCAAAUAUCGCUUUUGAUGUUACCAUAAUUUUGAAAGUGAAAAUUUGACUUAGUGUCAAAUGCUAAAACCUGUAAAUGGCUAAAAUCAUGUCCAUCAAGUAGACAGUUCAGAGAGAUGUAGUUUUCUCACCAGAGACUGGAGUGUGGAGAAUUGAAUAUAUGUAGAUAUGAUUAAGUGCUAGAGCCUACAGAGAAUCUGAAAUUUAAUUAUGUUUGCUAAUACAUAAACAAGUUUUCUGCUUGUAGUUAAGCUUUAUUUUUAUAUGUUGAAAAGUGCAAUUAAAAUUAUAUUGAAAACUAAAA
This is a messenger RNA of Camarhynchus parvulus, 6908 nucleotides long. It is a transcript of the gene SREK1, whose product is annotated as splicing regulatory glutamic acid and lysine rich protein 1. Gene Ontology annotation, molecular function: RNA binding. Bases 309 to 2360 code for a protein of 683 amino acids. Gene Ontology annotation, cellular component: nucleoplasm. NCBI's taxonomy places the organism in Eukaryota, Metazoa, Chordata, Aves, Passeriformes, Thraupidae. The record is from RefSeq and is a predicted model, not a curated record. The transcript is spliced from 12 exons.